AUGACUUUGGGCCUUUCUCAAGAACAGUACUGUUUUCCAGGCUCUAACACCUCGUGUAUUAAGGCACCUUUUAGUGUGGGGACCAAACUUGCCCUCUAUUUGUUGUUUGUUUUAGGCAUGCUGAUUACCAUUUUAGGGAACUCUGUUGUCAUUGUGUCUAUAAGUCAUUUCAAGGAGUUGCAUAAUCCUACCAAUGUCCUUAUUGUAUCUCUUGCUCUGGUUGAUCUACUAGUGGGUGUUAUUGUGAUGCCCUUCAGCACCAUCCGGACCAUUCACGGCUGCUGGUUCUAUGGUGAUGACUUCUGUCUGCUGCACUCCAGUUUUGAUAUGUUUCUUACCACUCUGUCUAUCUUACACCUUAUUUGCAUUGCUGUAGACAGAAAACAAGCAAUAUGCAAUCCUCUGCAUUAUUCUAGGAAUAUCACCAUGCCAGUUGCCUGGGUUAUGGUAUGUGCUUGCUGGGCACUGGCUGCUGUUUACUCUUUUGGACUCCUGUACUCAAAGGCCAACAUUGCAGGGUUAGAAGAUUAUUUGGCAUCACUAAACUGUCUUGGCAGUUGUAACCUUCUCUUUAACCAUCUUUGGGGAGUUUUAGACAGUGUAAUUAGCUUCUUCUUUCCCUGCACUGUGAUGGUUUGUCUGUACACUAAAGUAUUCAUCGUGGCAAAAGGGCAUGUAAGAAAAAUUGGAGAUAUGAGCAAUUGUUCAAAGAGGAGAGAGCAAGAGCAAGACAGAGCAAAAGGAGGGCUGAUAAAACAGUCUGAGCACAAGGCUGCAAAGACUCUGGGUAUUGUAGUCGGUGCAUUCAUCUUUUGUUGGAUGCCCUUUUUUAUAAAUUCUGCAAUUGAUGCCUACACUGCCUUCAGUACACCUACUGCCAUCUUUGAAACAUUUGUAUGGUUGGGAUACUUUAAUUCAACUUUAAACCCAAUUAUUUAUGCCUUCUUUUAUCCCAGCUUCAAAAGAUGUUUCUAUUGUAUUGUCACUCUAAAAAUAUUUGCAUCAAAUUCCUCAACCAUGACUUUAUCUGUUAAAUGA
Epinephelus fuscoguttatus (brown-marbled grouper) is the source of this 1038-nucleotide messenger RNA. RefSeq names its product trace amine-associated receptor 13c-like. NCBI's taxonomy places the organism in Eukaryota, Metazoa, Chordata, Actinopteri, Perciformes, Serranidae. Bases 1 to 1038 code for a protein of 345 amino acids. The transcript has a single exon. The record is from RefSeq and is a predicted model, not a curated record. Gene Ontology annotation, cellular component: membrane. Gene Ontology annotation, biological process: G protein-coupled receptor signaling pathway. Gene Ontology annotation, molecular function: trace-amine receptor activity.